Lactuca sativa (garden lettuce) is the source of this 636-nucleotide messenger RNA. RefSeq lists its product as uncharacterized. The record is from RefSeq and is a predicted model, not a curated record. Lineage: Eukaryota; Viridiplantae; Streptophyta; Magnoliopsida; Asterales; Asteraceae.
AUGUCAUCAUCUUCAUCAUUUGAUUCGACGACUCUAGAGGAUGCUAAGUUUAUCGGUUCCGUCAUGGCGAAAACGGUUGCAUACUUUCAAAACCGACUAGGCGAAACAUCACGUGCACGAUCUAAACCAAGAAAGCCGCGGUUACGUAGAAAUCGCGAAGCCAGAUACGAUCGUUUUAUAGAAGAUUACUUUGCAGAUGACGCCAUCUACGUUGUAAAGUUUCGACGUCGGUUCCGGAUGAGGGAUGAACUAUUCAUACGUAUUGUUAGCGAUUUGGAAGGCCGCUUUCCAUAUUUCCAAUGGAAAAUGGAUGCUAGACGGAUAAAAGGUUUCUCUCCAAUUCAAAAAUGCACGGCUGCAAUUAGUCAGUUAGCAUACGACAUGAGCGCAGACAGAUGGGACGAGUAUUUUAGGAUGUCAGAGCGCAAUCAUGGAUUCCCUGGAAUGCUUGGUAGUAUCGAUUGCAUGCAUUGUGGUUGGUCAUUAUGCCCUAACACAUGGCGAGGUCAGUAUAUGAGAGGCGACCACAAAGAUCCGAAGAUCGUUCUAGAGGCUAUCGCAUCACAUGAUCUUUGGAUAUGGCAUGCAUUCUUUGGUCCAUCUGGUGCAAACAAUGACAUCAAUGUGCUAGACUAG